Frankliniella occidentalis (western flower thrips) is the source of this 992-nucleotide messenger RNA. RefSeq names its product probable 39S ribosomal protein L24, mitochondrial (gene mRpL24). Gene Ontology annotation, cellular component: ribosome; mitochondrion. Gene Ontology annotation, biological process: translation. The record is from RefSeq and is a predicted model, not a curated record. Lineage: Eukaryota; Metazoa; Arthropoda; Insecta; Thysanoptera; Thripidae. The transcript has 5 exons. The coding region runs from base 126 to 911 and encodes 261 amino acids. Gene Ontology annotation, molecular function: structural constituent of ribosome; RNA binding.
UGUUGUUGUUGUUCCAGUCUGGUCUUCUGCUUGAUCUCUCAUGUCACAUGUGUAUUUAAAAACUCAUUUAAAAUAGAAAAAAAUAUCUAUUCGCUUAAGUAUUGUUGCUUGAAUAACUCUUUAAAAUGCGUUUCACGCUUACUUUAUUGAGAAGGUGGAACCGACCACCACCCACUCCCCCCGAAUACCAGAUUGCCGAAACGACGAAAAAGUAUGCUAACCUUCCAGAAAAAUACAUGGAAGAUACAAAAAAAUUGGUUUAUUAUCGUACACCCAGGGGCAUAAACUACAGACCCAAGAAACUAAAUCUUUUUCAAAACUACAUUGGAGUUGCUAGGCCUUGGUCAGCAGAAUCUCCUCAGGAAAUUUCAGAAGCAGAUGGAUUUGUUCCAUACGUUGAACCUCUGCGUGACUGGUUUUUCUUCCGAGGAGACCGAGUUCAAAUUUUAACAGGAAAGGACAAGGGUAAACAAGGAAUCAUUGAUAUGGUGAUUCAAGAGAGAAAUUGGGUUAUAAUUAGAGGCUUAAAUACAGAGAUUGUUCCUCAAAAAGAUGACGACGAUGCUAUCAUUGGCUAUUCUUCAACAGAGAGGCCACUACUUGUCAAUACUCAAGUAUCUCUUGUUGACCCAGGAGAUUUGUUACCGACUGAGGUAGAAUGGUCAUGGACAGAGGAAGGAGAAAAGGUGCGAGUUUCCAAGAGAACAGGCCGUAUCAUACCUAUGAGCAGAAGAAAUGAAGAAACAUUCCAGUACCAAAGCAAAGAGACAUACGCUGAAAAUGCAAAAGAUACGAGAAAAGAGGAUAUGCAGAUAACUUUUGCACCAAAGUUAAUGACAUUUGAAAUGGAAAUUGCUCAAGAAUUAGGAAUUGAAGAUGAUAGAAUCCCAAAGAAGACCUAUUGGUACUGAAGUCAUAUUUCUUCUCAUUGUCUCUUAUUGAUGAUGGUUUGGAACAUGUUGUGUACCGUGUAAAUAAAUUAAAGUACUUUA